Molecule: messenger RNA, 849 nt
Organism: Ostreococcus lucimarinus CCE9901
Lineage: Eukaryota; Viridiplantae; Chlorophyta; Mamiellophyceae; Mamiellales; Bathycoccaceae
Exons: 1
Coding region: 1-849 (282 amino acids)
Source: RefSeq, a predicted model, not a curated record
AUGCGCGCCGUGCGAGCGUUCGCGAGUCGAACCGACGUCACCGCGCCGGUGCCUUUCGCGACGCUCGUGCAGGGGGCGUCGCGCGGGAUCGGGCUCGAGCUGGCGCGGCAGAUGCUCGAGCGGGAUCGAGAUGUUUUUCGAGGUAAGUCGCACGGCGGCGUCGUCGUGGCGACGUGUCGAGAUCCCGACAACGCCGAUGGGCUGAAGGAGCUGCAAAAGGCGCACGGCGACCGGCUGCGCGUGCUGCGCGUGGACGCCAAGGACGAGGCGUCGAUGAAAGCCGCCGCGGCGACGGUCGAGAGAGAGUUCGGGAGGUUGGACUUCAUGGCGAACGUCAGCGCGGUGCUGAGCGAGGGGAAGAUGCGGCCGGAGACUUCGAUCGCGAGGACGGAGGCGGAGAACAUGGUGGAGUCGUAUCGCGUCAACGCGCUCGGCCCGACGAUGAUGAUGAAACAUUUCUCGCCGUUGAUGCUGAAGACGGCGGAGUUGAAUCUUGCCGGUAACGCACACGUGCCGGUGAUCGCGAAUUGGAGCGCGCGCGUCAGUAGUAUCGGUGAUAACGCCUUGGGCGGUUGGCAUUCGUACAGAGCGUCGAAGACGGCGUUGAAUCAGUUGACGAGAAAUUGUUCCAUCGAGUUUGCGCGCAAGAAACAUCCCAUCAUCGCGAUGUGCGUGCACCCGGGAACGGUCGACACGAAGCUCAGCGAGCCGUUCAAGAAGAACGUGCCGGCGGACAAACUUUUCACUCCGGAAUACGCCGUGACGAGAUUGCUCGAAGUCAUCGGCGGCGCCACGCUCGAGCACAGCGGUAACUUGUACGAUUACGCGGGCGAGAAGAUCGACUGGUGA